Messenger RNA from Juglans microcarpa x Juglans regia, 910 nucleotides. RefSeq names its product HMG-Y-related protein A-like. The record is from RefSeq and is a predicted model, not a curated record. Gene Ontology annotation, molecular function: nucleosomal DNA binding; double-stranded DNA binding. Gene Ontology annotation, cellular component: nucleus; nucleolus; chromatin. Gene Ontology annotation, biological process: negative regulation of DNA recombination; chromosome condensation; regulation of DNA-templated transcription. Lineage: Eukaryota; Viridiplantae; Streptophyta; Magnoliopsida; Fagales; Juglandaceae. Bases 220 to 723 code for a protein of 167 amino acids. The transcript has 2 exons.
GCUUCCUGCUUGCUUUGCCUUCAACAAAAGCGAAAACAAAAGACAAAGCCUCUCUCUCUCUCUCUCUCUCUCUCUCUCUCUGCACCUCAACCCUCAUGGCGACUGAAGACGUUACUAGUAAACCGAAAUCACUCCCUCCUUACCCAGAGACAGACAAAAGAUAAAUAAAAGGAAUAAAUAAUAACCAGUUGUGAUAAUGCUUGAGCUUUGGAAUUCCAGAUGAUUUUGAAAGCAAUUGAAGCAAUGAACGACAAGAAUGGCUCGAACAAAUCAUCUAUAUCAAAGUACAUUGAAUCGACACAUGGGGAGUUGCCUGCUGGGUACUCAGUACUCCUCACACACCACCUCAACAAAAUGACAGAGAGUGGAGAGCUGGUCUUCUGGAAAAAUAACUACACGAAGCGGGACCCCAAUGCCCCUCCCAGGCGGGGCCGUGGCAGGCCGCCAAAGCCGAAGGUCCUACUGCCAACUGGCAUGGAUUUGGCUCCAGCGAGGCCUAGGGGCCGGCCACCUAAGGACCCAAAUGCACCUCCAAAGCCGCCCAAGAUGAGGGUCUCAACGGGUAGUGGGAAGCCAAGAGGGCGGCUGAGGAAGAUGGCAAGGCCCAGUGGAGGAUUGGGAGGAUCGGUAACAACAGUGCCAGCAUCUACGGCUACUGGAAAGCCGAGAGGUCGGCCUCCAAAGGUGAAGGCUCCGGUGACUGAAGUGAGUGUUCGACAAUAGACACUCUUUAAUGGUGGCUGUGGUAAUCAACGUCCUUGGCGUCUUCAUUUGUAGGAUUGGGUUGACCGUUGACGUUAGUUCUAGUUUAUAGUUUCCCAUUUACUUUCAUGUACAAUGUAAUGUAGCUGUUAUCGAGGCUUGCUUAGUUUCUAAUUCUAAUAGAGGAUAUGAUGGCUAGUUCUAAUGA